AUGAGUUCCCGAAAACCACUUCUGGAUGGCAGCAGCUUCGACUACAUCAUCUGUGGUGGAGGAACCGCAGGCUGCGUUCUCGCAGCAGAGCUCUCCACUAUUCCAGGUGCCUCGGUGCUGUUGGUAGAAGCUGGCAGAGACUCGGAAAUUGACUCUGAUGUUCUGGUUCCUGGUAAAUAUGUCAAACAGCUACAGGAGGAUAAAGAGGGACUAUGGGAGUUAGCGACAGUCUCCCAGAAAGAGUUGAAUGACCGGAAACUGGUCUUCCUGCGUGGAAGACAGCUUGGAGGAAGCUCAGCCGUGAAUUAUAUGGCGUUGGCGCGAGGCCCCAAAGACGACUAUGAUCAGUGGAGUCAAAUGACUGGCGAUGAGGGCUGGAAGUGGGAGAACAUACUACCAAUCAUGAAAAGUUUGGAAGACUUUGACUUUACAUUGCCUGAGGGUAUGGACAAGUUCGCCCAUCCACUUCCAGCAAACCAUGGUAAGUCUGGGCCUAUUAAGCUCGGAUUCGGAAAGGAAAUGGUUCCGGGUGUUGAGACAUACAUGCAAGCAUGCUUAGAAGUGGGAAUUCCCCUUUGCCUUGACAACAACGCCGGCAAUCCAGUCGGAGUUGGACUAGCCCAGUUCAAUGUUCGCGAUGGCGAGAGGUCUUAUGCAGCCAAUGCCUUUCUUCCCGGCUCAGCACGGGAGAGUGUCAAGAACUUAUUGAUCGUGACAAACACUGAGUGUGACUACGUUCACUCUAACAACGGGGUUGCCACCCGUGUGGAUCUAUACGAUCGUUCUACGGGAAGGACUGUUGCCGUACACUGUCAAAAGGAGGUCAUUCUAGCCGCUGGCACCUUUGGAUCUCCGAAGCUCCUGAUGCUAUCAGGGAUCGGCCAAAGAAAAGCACUGGAGCAGCAUGGAAUUUCCGUGAAAAUUGACUUGCCAGGAGUCGGCCAAAACAUGCUCGAUCAUUCUAUCAUCACCUGCGAAUAUAAAGUCGACAAUGGCCUCCCAGCGCACAACAAGGUCUUCCUUAACCCAAAAUCCCUUGCCGAAGCCGAAGCCGAAUAUAUUAAAAGCAGAACCGGCCCACUGGCCAUGUAUGGAUCCAGCGGAUCCGUGGCUUUUCCAAGGAUUCAGCGUCUAUUUGAAUCCAAGGAGUUCAGCGAUCUCGACCCUCAAACCAAGGAAUUUUUGUUGGAACCAACGAGACCGUCGGCCGAGAUUUGGCUCGGAUCCGGACCCUCCGUCUAUGAGGGCAAUGGCCGACCGGAAGAAAGCUACAUCACCCACGAAUUGCUUUUGCAAAACAAUUUGUCCAAGGGAGUGGUGAGCAUCCGAUCCCGAAACCCUCGGGAUCAUCCGAUCGUUGAUCCCAAAUUCUUGUCUCAUCCAUUUGAUCGCCGGAUUGCCAUCGAAACUGUUCGGAAAGCGCUGCAGAUUGCUCGUUCCAAGGCGUAUCAAGGAGUAAUUGAGGGAAUGGUUCAUGGCCCGGAUAUCGACUUUACCACCGUUGAUCUCAACACGAUCAGUGACGAGGUCAUGCUGGAGUUCAUUCGGAAGAACCUCGACCAAGGGUACCACAGCAUGUCAACCUGCCGCAUGGGUAAGGCAAACGACUCCACAGCGGUAGUUGACUCUUCCUUCCGAGUUCGUGGCAUGCAGAAUCUUCGGGUGGCGGAUCUAAGCGUUUGUCCCGUUUUAACUUGCAACCACACUCAAAUCAAUGCCUAUCUGAUUGGCCUUCGAUGUGCGCGCCAGAUAACCGACCAGCACGCGGAAUCUGUUCAACGUGCCAGGCUGUAG
Molecule: messenger RNA, 1794 nt
Organism: Penicillium longicatenatum
Lineage: Eukaryota; Fungi; Ascomycota; Eurotiomycetes; Eurotiales; Aspergillaceae
Product: GMC family oxidoreductase
Exons: 7
Coding region: 1-1794 (597 amino acids)
Molecular function (GO): oxidoreductase activity, acting on CH-OH group of donors; flavin adenine dinucleotide binding
Source: RefSeq, a predicted model, not a curated record